Molecule: messenger RNA, 594 nt
Organism: Pieris macdunnoughi
Lineage: Eukaryota; Metazoa; Arthropoda; Insecta; Lepidoptera; Pieridae
Source: the annotation of a GenBank genome assembly
AUGGCUUGGGGAUACUGGUCCGCGUCUUCCGUGCUCCCCGACAGGGGCCGCAGCCCUCGCCGCGCGGGAACAUCCGUAGUGCAUUCCCACCCUAACCCACCUACCGCGAGAGAGGUCAUGGAGACACAGGAUGAGAGCAUCAUCCACACCGCGUCUACCUCCCGCGACAGUCGGGAUCAUUCUGCCUCCCCCCACUCCUCUUCCAACGGGGGACACUCCCAUCAUCACGAAGUAAGACACGCUGUGCCAGCGAGCGCUCUAUUUGGUGAAAGUUACGGGGAACUAUCAAGACGGCCAUCCCUCGAUCUGGGAUCAGUGCGUAGUGCGUUAGCGUCGUGUUCUGGUGGUGGGACGCUAAGUGCUGGGUCGACGUUGACCCGCGGUGGUACAAUAGCGGACUAUUUGCCCCCGGUCCCGUGCCCCCAUCAUCAUAGAGUGUACGUGGAUCAUCAUAAACACUAUGAGCAGCCGAUACAACCAGUGCAUGUGGGUGUGCCGCACCAUUCACAUUCUCACUCACACUCGCACGCGUCCAGUCGACAUCACACGGACGAUGAAGAUGAUUUGGAACCAGCAUAUGCUACAGGUAUUUGA